ACAUUGCUGGCCUUCAACAUGCUACACACAGCCUUGGGGGCUCUCCGCACGGGGAUUGAUAUAGGCCAUGCAUUAAUCCGCAACAUGGGCUCCCUUUCCGCUAAAAUGGCCGAAUAUAAAAAAAUGUGGAAACCCAGUAAGCCCAAGGAUUGGAAUGUACAAUAUCAGGAAAGAUAUAUUCCCUUUUCUAGGUGUCAGCUAGUGGAAUAUUUGGCUCAGGAAUUCCACUCCUCUAGUGAGUUGGAGAAGCAGACGUUUCUUUCCUUUGUCAAGCAGUUAGAAGGGACUCUCCUCCAGCCUUACCAUGCAGUACUGGAGGAGCUUCAGACUUUGUAUGAUCCCAUCAAUCCUGACUGUGACGCUGUGCUAGAUUCCAGCAGCCUCACAGACAGAGAAAAGCUAUCCAGAGAAAAACAGGUGUUAGAGCAAAUGCAGCCAGUUCUGGAUCAGGCUAACUUUAAUGUGUUGUCUGAGGAUGCUUUGGCUUAUGCACUAAUUGUGCAUCACCCUCAGGACGGAGUGCAGGUUCAUGUGAAUCUUGAUAAAUACGAAUAUAUCCGUUACUGGGCACUUGGACAAAGACUUGGACCCCUAACCUCACAGAUGAACUCCAAGGAAUCACUUUUCUCCCGAAGUCCACGCACCCCACCAGAAAGGCGAUUCUUUAAGCGGGUUCUACUAGCAGCUCGACCUAAAAACUCCCAUAUGGUUUUAAAAUGCUUUAAAGAUAUACCUCUGGAGGGGUUAGAGCAGCUGCUUCCUGUUGUAAAGGUGCGAACGUCCAGCUUUGAUCGCACUUUAUUGAACAUUAUGCUGCUAGUAAGCGGAGGCAUUGUGUUUGUCAAUGUGGGGAUGGUGGUCGUCACAGACCUGAAGAUUGGAACUUCCUUGCUCUUCUUCUUGUUUGCUGGAUUCAUGACUUUCCGAGCUUGGAAGGUGUUUUCUCAGAGGAGAAGAGCCCAUUCACUGGAAUUAGCUCAUAUGUUGUACUACAGGAGCACAUCUAACAAUGCGGAGCUGCUGGGUGCCUUGACUCUCAGAGCACAAGAAGAACAUGCAAAAGAGGUCAUCUUAGCCCACAGCUUUCUAAAGCGGCUUAACCUAACAAGCAACGGGCAUAGCACAGAAACAGUUCUUCAGAUGAAAAAGCAGGUUGAGUCAUGGCUGCACGAAAAAUCUGGACUGGAGAUAACAUUCUCUGCAGAUCGAGCACUUGAGAACCUGAAGAAUAUGAGUAGCAAAGAAGAGAAAGAUUCUAAAGAACAGACUAUACAGAUGCACAACUGA
Messenger RNA from Staurois parvus, 1287 nucleotides. NCBI's taxonomy places the organism in Eukaryota, Metazoa, Chordata, Amphibia, Anura, Ranidae. The record is from the annotation of a GenBank genome assembly.